Fusarium coffeatum is the source of this 4593-nucleotide messenger RNA. RefSeq lists its product as uncharacterized. Gene Ontology annotation, molecular function: phosphatidylcholine lysophospholipase A1 activity. The transcript has 3 exons. The coding region runs from base 1 to 4593 and encodes 1530 amino acids. Gene Ontology annotation, biological process: lipid metabolic process. Lineage: Eukaryota; Fungi; Ascomycota; Sordariomycetes; Hypocreales; Nectriaceae. Gene Ontology annotation, cellular component: endoplasmic reticulum. The record is from RefSeq and is a predicted model, not a curated record.
AUGGCAUCUGAUCCGUCAAGUGCCACUCAAAUGGCGGGCGACGUCGCUGAGACUGUCGCCCACGCCCUCAGCUUCAGCAGCUCUCCUCCCUCAGCGAUGAGCACUAUGCCCUCUAUCACUGCCCAUGAGCCCAACACCUGGUUCGGCCUCUUCGGGUGGUUGAUCUUAUCUCUUUUCCACGUCACCUCGACCAUCCUUUAUUGGGUGAUUCGGAUUGCGACUAUCAAUGUCCCUUCCUUUCUGUUCCACUUGUUUUCGACAAGCUGGACCGUCACCAUGAAUGCUACCACACUCAUGUUUAUCAUGGCAGCUGUCGUGUCAGCUGUCAGCUGGGUCGUGAGAUAUCGCAUCCUCAACAUGUACUCUCGUCUGCCGCCGGAGCCUCAGCGCAAAGAGCCGGAGAUCGACCUCUUUCCAGAUACUCAUGAGGGUGAUACCAAGUCUGGCUUGGCAAACUACUUGGACGAGUUCUUGAGUGCUAUCAAGAUCUUUGGUUACCUUGAGCGACCCGUCUUUCACGAGCUGACCAGGAGCAUGCAAACGCGAAAGCUCAUUGCUGGAGAGACCAUCAACCUCGAAGAAGAGAAGGGUUUCUGUAUCGUUGUUGAUGGGUUGGUUGAGAUUUUUGUCAAGUCAAACCGAGGUCCACGCGCCGCUGCUGCAUCUCGAGGACGCCUUGACCUGGACUCAUCCGACGAGGACGAUGUCGCACCUGGUCAACAGACCUAUCAACUUUUGACAGAAGUUCGCAAUGGAGCACCCAUGUCGUCGCUCUUCUCCAUCAUGUCUCUGUUCACAGAAGAUGUCAGGUUGCGGGCGAACGAGGAUGAUGACGACGAGCCUCUGCAUCCUACCAAGAGCAGUGGCCUUCGCCAUCCGACAUUUGAGAAGCCGAAUCUCUCGCGUGUCCCUUCGGAUGUCAACAUUUCUAUGCCUGGCACUCCCCAUGCUCAGGAAGACUCUGACGCAGAUGAGAAGAAGCCAGAAGGCCUUGGCGUUUCUGGUCUUGACACUGAUCAGGCUGGCAUUCCACCUAUCUCACUGGAUGGCUCCACUCCUCCUCCUCCUCCUCGUCCCACGCGGCCACCUAUGCCAAGCAGGGCGACAUCUGGUUCGGCUCACCCAGAUAUUAUUGCUCGCGCCACAGUUGACACCACGAUUGCGAUCAUUCCCGCAAGUGCGUUCAGAAGGCUUAUCAAGAUUUACCCCAAGGCUACUGCGCAUAUUGUGCAUGUCAUCCUCUCCAGAUUCCAGCGAGUCACUCUUGCCCAGGCUUUUAACUACCUUGGCUUGACCAGCGAGGUACUGCAAACUGAGAAGAGCAUGAUCAAGUAUACCGUGUGUCAGCUACCCAACAUCUUGCGAGGCGAUGCUCUGGAACGCCUCAAGGAGAAGUUCAAGCGGGAACGUGAGCGUACCGAAGAGGAAGAUGACACCAAGGGUAUUGCUUUGCACAACUCGGCAUCUGCCAACCGACGAAGGUCUAGCACUGGGCUACGGAAGGAGGCUAUGCUGCAGUCGAUGACAAAGCUUAGAGGGACUUCAGUCGUCACUGGUACCAUCGCACCACCUCGCGAGCGAGCUUCGCCUCAUACGCCCAGUCCUGGAGACUUGCUGUCUAAUACCCAGUUGGGUGGUCGUGGGUCUUCGCGCAUAUCCCCAUCCGAUCAACGAGCUGUUUCAGGCGCAUCGAUGAGACGUCAAGGCGCCAACCCUAAGGAUGAUCGGUUCUUCAAUGAUCCGUUUGACUCGAGGAGGCUAGGCCGCAUGACAAUGGACCCCCGGGAAACUGUCGAUGAAGAUAACCUCUUCCGUGCCUCGAUUCUGGAAUGCAUGUUCAAGUCACUUGGUCUGGACACCAAUGGAAGCGUGUCUCGCGAGCCAGAGUCUAUGGAAGGUUCUCCUAGACUGGUAUCAAUCGACCAUCGUCGGUCAAGACUUUACAACCAAAACAAUGCCUUCGGGUUCAUGGCUCCCUUGGAUGGUUCGGUUGAUGGCGAGACGGAAUCGGUGACAUCCAACGGGACUGCCUUGCAUACUCCUGUUAGUGCACAGGCCCUUGCCAGCGACAUGAAGGACGAGGUUGAAAUCGUCUUCUUCCCCAAGGGCUCGGUUCUAGUAGAACAGGGAGAGCGAAACCCCGGUCUGUACUAUGUCGUUGAUGGAUUCUUGGAUAUUGGUACGAGCAGUGAGGGCGACGCUCACAACAUUCUGAAAUCCAACGGAUUUGGUACAUCUCAACCAGAUCCAGCAUCUCCCAACCCGUCUGACAUGGGAUCGUUCCCGAACUUGGCAAGGACCGAAGCUGCACGAGACCAGGCUGAGACCGAGACUCAACAGUCAACGUCAAAGAAGCCUCGUCGUAGCAUCGCUUUGGUCAAGCCUGGUGGACUCGCUGGUUACAUUGGAAGCGUCUCUUCGUACAGGUCUUUCAUUGAUGUUGUGGCGAAGACGGAUGUUUACGUGGGCUUCUUACCUCGAGUGUCACUUGAGCGCAUUGUUGAUCGUUACCCCAUUGUUCUCCUUACUAUGGCCAAACGAUUGACAAACAUUCUACCUCGUCUGAUUCUGCACAUCGACUUUGCCCUGGAAUGGGUUCAAGUCAAUGCUGGUCAGGUUCUCUUCCAUGAAGCUGAUGAGAGCGAGGCAAUCUAUAUCGUCCUCAAUGGACGCUUGCGUCUGGUUCAAGAACGUAAGGGCGGCAGUGGUGGCGUUACCGCCCUGGCUGAGUUUGGCCAAGGCGACAGUGUCGGCGAACUCGAGGUGCUUACGGAGACCGUUCGUCCCGGCACUCUUCACGCUAUUCGAGAUACUGAGUUGGUAAAAUUCCCUCGAACGCUGUUCAACAGCUUAGCUCAGGAGCACCCAAACAUCACAAUCAAGAUCUCGAAGAUCAUUGCAUCACGAAUGAGGGCCAUUGUUGAUGAGACGUCCAAGUUCUCGUACAAGGAUGCCAGCACCAACCCGAAGACAUUGAUGCGAAAGUCAAACAUGAAUCUUCGCACAGUAGCUAUUCUUCCUGUUACUGCGGGUGUCCCCGUUGUCGAGUUUGGAAACCAUCUCAUGAACGCCCUCGCGCAAGUUGGCCCAGCCAACGGUGCCACUUCUCUCAACCAGGCCGCUAUUCUCAACCAUCUUGGCAAACAUGCCUUCAACAAGAUGGGAAAGCUUAGACUUUCUCAAUAUCUUGCUGAUUUGGAAGAGAAAUACGGCUUGGUUGUUUAUGUUGCAGAUACCAACGUCAACUCCCCAUGGACGCAGACUUGUAUCACGCAAGCAGACAGUAUUCUCUUGGUGGGUCUUGCUGAAGGGUCACCAGCCAUUGGUGAGUAUGAGCGUUUCAUGCUCGGCAUGAAGUCGACAGCUAGAAAGGUGCUUGUUCUGUUGCAUACUGAACGUUACUCGCGACCUGGACUUACCCGUGCUUGGCUCCAAAAUCGUAUGUGGAUCAACGGUGGUCAUUGCCAUAUCCAAAUGGCUUUCAGGACCAACGAGAUGCCAGUGCAUGCUCCGAAGAAACUUGGUCAAGCUCUCAAAGAGCGUGUGCAGGUGUUGCAGGCCGAGAUCCAGAAAUACACCUCUCGCAAGGUGCAUCAUACUCCGUACUAUUCGCCCGACUCGCCUUACAAGGGUGAUUUCCAUCGCCUUGCACGACGACUCUGCGGUAAAUCGAUUGGACUUGUACUUGGCGGAGGUGGCGCACGAGGUAUCACUCAAAUUGGUAUCAUUCGGGCCAUGGAAGAAGCCGGUAUUCCUAUUGAUCUCGUUGGAGGAACUUCAAUCGGUGCUUUUGUUGGAGCCCUUUACGCUCGCCAUGCAGAUGUUGUGCCCAUGUUCGGAUUCGCCAAAAAGUUUGCUGGUCGCAUGGCCAGUCUUUGGCGCUUUGCUCUCGAUUUGACGUAUCCUUCCGCCUCGUACACUACAGGACACGAGUUCAAUCGUGGUAUUUUCAAAGCAUUGGGUGACACGCAAAUGGAAGACUUCUGGCUUGAGUAUUACUGCAACACAACUAACAUCAGUAAGAGUCGGGCGGAGUUUCAUACCAGUGGUUAUGCCUGGAGGUACAUCCGAGCCUCCAUGUCCCUUGCCGGAUUGCUUCCACCUCUGUGCGACGAAGGCAGUAUGCUGCUUGAUGGUGGCUACAUUGACAAUUUGACUGUGUCGCACAUGAAGGGUCUCGGAGUUGACAUAAUCUUUGCUAUCGACGUAGGUGCUUUGGACGAUGAUACGCCACAAACGUACGGUGACUCGCUAUCUGGAGCAUGGGCUUUUGUCAACCGAUGGAAUCCAUUCUCGUCUCACCCAAACCCUCCUACGCUUGCGGAGAUCCAGGGACGACUAGCCUAUGUGUCGAGUGUUGAUGCUCUUGAGCGUGCCAAGACGAUGGCAGGAUGCAUUUACAUGCGACCGCCGAUUGACGAUUAUGGAACUCUCGACUUCCACAAGUUUGAUGAACUGUACCAGCUGGGAUACAAGUAUGGACAAGAGUUUUUCAACAAGAUGAAAGAGCAAGGAGUCUUGCCUUUGGUAGAAGAGACGGAGGCCAAGAAGGCGUUGAGACGCACAAUGGCACCGCGACGAGCGAGUAUCUGA